This is a messenger RNA of Aphidius gifuensis, 2413 nucleotides long. Its product is annotated as leucine-rich melanocyte differentiation-associated protein-like. Bases 1624 to 2331 code for a protein of 235 amino acids. The record is from RefSeq and is a predicted model, not a curated record. Gene Ontology annotation, molecular function: protein binding. The transcript has 6 exons. NCBI's taxonomy places the organism in Eukaryota, Metazoa, Arthropoda, Insecta, Hymenoptera, Braconidae.
UAAUAUUAACAUUAAAUAUUAUUUAUUUGAUUUCAAAAAAAUAUGAAUAAUUAAAUUAUGUUAACAAAAAUUCAAUCGUAGUGUCAACUGAAAAAUUUAUGAAUAAAAAAAGACAGUGAAAAAGUUGAUGGGUAUGUCAUAUUCAAUCCAGAGAGACUUGAUUAUUGUAAAGAGGAAAAGUGAGGUUAAACCCAGAGUUGACAGCCUACGUUUUUGUUGUUGAUAUGUCAUAUAUAUACCAAUUUUAACAAUGGGUCGUUCUGAAUCUGAGGUUUGGAAACAUUUUAAUGUUGUUGCAAAUCCUGAAUACAAAUACAAGACAGGAAGUUUUAAAUAUUGUGGAAAAAAAUAUGUUUCAAAUGCUGGUAGAAUGAUGAAGCAUCUUGCUCAAGAAUGUCAAAAUUGUGAUGAUGAAAUUUAAACAAAUUUUAUGGAAAUAAUUGUUCAAAAAAAUGAACUUGAUGUCAGACAAUCAUCUGAGCAAGUUGUAGCACUAAUUACAAAGAACAAAACAACUUAAAACAAAGGCUCAAUUGACAGGUUUAUUGAUACUAAAAUGUCCAAAGAAAAUCAUGAUAAAUUGAAUGCUUCUUGUGCAUGAGCAAUAUAUGCCAGAGCUUCAAUUAACAUAUUAUUGUAUUUAAAAAAGGGUUACAAGUAUUAAAUUGUAAAGUUCAAAGUACACCAAAAAUUAAUCAUAUAUAAUUUAAAAACAUAUCUAGUUUUUAGUUGAGUUUGUCCUUUUUUUUUUUCUCAUCAAAAAAUUGCUUAUUUUUUUGUUUUUUCCUUUUAAUUUAUUUUUUUUAAGGACAAAUUGCAAGUGCAAAAUAUUGACAAGCUAAUGUCACAAUGAAAAUAGAAAGCUUUAUUAGUUUUCAACAAGUUCAUGGUAUAAAAAAAUAUAAAAAACGUUAACAUAUGGUAUAUUUCUAAAUUUGUAUUAUUCUACUUGUUACAAUAUUAUUAGUCUCAAUUUUUCUUCCAUUCAUUGUUACUAAUAAAUAUAAUAUAUGGAAUCUACAGGUCUUGUUAAUAUUAUUAUUCCCAAUCAACAUUGUUUUUUAUAUUUAUUUUUAUUUUCAGUAUGUAUCAUUAAAAUUUUUUUUUUUUAACCCAAAUUUAAUAUAAAUAACUCAAAUAUUAUAUUUUGUUUGUUUAUAACAUUUUAUUUAUUUAUCAUAAUUUAUUGUUUUUAUUAUUAAUAAUUAAUUAUAUUAAACAUUGAAAUAAGUCUCUGAUUUUGGACCUAUCAUGAAGCUUUAAAUUUUGCGCAUGCGUGUCGAUGCCCCGCCCCCGUUUGGUUUUAAACCGGUUAUUAACCGUUAAUAACAGUUAUUAACCGUCAAAAAAAUAAAUAGCCGGCUAAUUAACAGCUCUACCGGGCUUCCGUAGAUAUCGAAUAUCCGAUAUUUGACGUCUACCGAUAUCGAAUAAAAAUAUCUUCAACAUCGGGUUCUCGAUAUCUCGGCUGAUAUAGUGAUAUCGUACAUCCCUACAAUCACGGCUCUAUGCAGGUUCCAUAGUCCAUGGUGAAAAUUCACGGAUAAGAUUAUACAAUGUAAACAAAAAAUGGAAAAAUUAUCAAAUUAAUAUACAACAAUUGAGACUCACGACAAUUUAACCAUGACAUCACUUGGUAAAUUGAUAUUCGCUGAUAUUAAUUCAAGAGAUACUAGCAAAUCAUCUGCAGAUAGUGAUUCAUUAUCAACAAGCGAUUAUGAUGAUACGUCAAUAUCAUUGGCGUUUGAAAAUUUAUUUUUUAUGCCAUAUGAUAUCAUUGAAAAAUAUAAUGAUUCCAUAUUAACGCUUGAUAUUAGCCAUAAUAAAUUCAGCAGAAGUCUUCAAUUUUUGGCUGAAUUUGAGAAUUUAACAUCGGUAAAUUUAGAUUACAAUAGAAUUGAUUCAUAUACUAUAUUUCCUUAUCUACCACAACUUGAAUUACUUUGGCUCAAUCACAAUAAAAUCGACAGUUUAUAUCCGUUUUUAAAAUUAUUGUAUGAAAGUCUGCCAAACUUACAAUAUCUGAGUAUUAUGGGGAAUCAUGCUUCUCCAAGUUAUCUAAAUGAUGGUACAUUUUACGAUUAUCUGCAGUACAGAUUAUUCGUCAUAUCGUGGUUUCCAAAACUGAAACAUCUGGACGAUCGUGUCGUUACAGUAGAGCAACAAAGAGAAGCUAAAAGACUUUUUAAACGACCUUUAUUUGAAAGAUUAGCUGAUAAUUCAUUAUCCGAGUGCAUCAAAAACUUACAUUUCAAAGUGACAAACAUUUUUGUUAGACCAACGUCAAGUGCUCCAAUUAAAAGCCAUAAGAUUAUGAAUUAUGUUGUUUAAGUUUAUAGUCUAAAUUACCAUAAAUAUCACAGCACAAUUUUUUUUUAUUUAUUUUUUAUUUUACAUCUUUCGUUUAUUAAAA